Messenger RNA from Gossypium arboreum, 534 nucleotides. Its product is annotated as polcalcin Phl p 7-like. The transcript has a single exon. Lineage: Eukaryota; Viridiplantae; Streptophyta; Magnoliopsida; Malvales; Malvaceae. The record is from RefSeq and is a predicted model, not a curated record. Bases 162 to 416 code for a protein of 84 amino acids. Gene Ontology annotation, molecular function: calcium ion binding.
AAUCCUACUCCCAUAUUGUAUAUUUUAUAGCCUAAAGCACCACAGGAAAAGGUGGGGAGAUAUGUAUAAAUUUGAGAAGCCUUCAAACAGUUGUAUACUGGGUACGUAGCAAGAAAGCAAGCAAAAUAGUGACAAGACUUUGAGGGCUUUGAUUAUUAGAAAUGGCCAUUAAGACUCGAAGCUAUUCUGUCGAUGGCAAGCACGAGAUGACGGUUGAUGAGUUCAAGAGAUGGUUAAAGAAAUUUGACGAAGAUAAAGAUGGAAAGAUAAGCAAAGAUGAGCUUGCUGAUGCUAUACGAGUCUCGGGUGGAUGGUUUGCUGGGAGGAAGAGCAAAUACGGCAUACGAUCUGCGUAUGCCAAUGCCACAGGCUUUGUUGAUGACAACGAGAUAAAAAAAAAACCUUGCAGAGUUUGAAGAAAAACACUUAAAUGUGAGGAUUCUGCAUUUGUAAGGUGCUGAUUUUAGCCAACAUUACACCCCUUUGUUCUUUAUUUAUAUAUAUAUAAUUGAAUGAAUUAACUAAUGCAAACUA